AUGUCUCGAGGGUUGCUUCUGAUACGCUCUUCCCCGGCCCUCGGCACCGGUUCCUAUGGUACUGUUCCGUUGGUGAACGACAGGCUGGGGGACUCGGACGUGGAAUCCGACGAGGAGGAGGACUCGCACCACCGAAAGGUCUCGAGAAAGCGCCGUGGGAAAAGGGUUCAGUCCGCUCAUGAUCUCCAGGAUGAUCAUGGUCACUUCUCAGAUGCCCGGCUACUCUACCAACAGCGACGCAGCUCAGAAUGGGCGCAUCGGAGGUCGUCCUCUGUGGCCAGUGAAGUCGGGAUGGGCUUGGAUGCCAAAGCAUCCUUCGCCUGCAACUCUGCGUUUGCUGAGGAUAAGGCAGAGUCUUCCGACUCGAGUGCGCAUACUGCAAGUCCACCAGACACCGGGCAAGAAUACAUUCCCUCCGCAGAAGAUCCGCCCGACAAUUCCCCAUACCCAGAGGUUCGAGCUUCGGUGCCCGCCACUGACAACACUGCCUUGUCUAUAAACACCCCCAGAAUGUGGGCACUGUCAUUGCUAUUUGCAAUAGGUGGCUCCGCCACCAAUCUUUUUUUCUCAUUGAGGUACCCGAGUGUCGCCAUCACUCCUGUUAUUGCUCUGGUGCUAGUUCAUCCCAUGGGAAAGCUUUGGGAUUACCUUCUCAAGCGAACAGACGACCAGCAACAGUUCUUUGUAAAUGGCUCACUCCAGAACGAUGACAUUGCAAUGGCCCAGACGCGCCUGCAACGAUUGCGGUUAUGGUUGGCGCAGGGCCACUGGAAUGAAAAGGAACACGCCUGCGUGUACAUUAGCAGCAAUGUCUCUUUCGGAUUUGCCUUUGCUACCGAUGUCAUUGUUGAGCAGCACAAAUUCUAUAAACAGGAUGUUCCUAUCCUGUACCAACUCCUCUUAACCAUCUCAACUCAAAUUCUUGGGUAUGCGUUCGCUGGCCUGACCAGAAGGUACCUUGUCCGGCCGGCAGCAAUGAUCUGGCCAGGUACUCUUAUGUCGACAGCCAUGUUCACUACAAUGCACAAGGAUGAAAACAAGCCAGCCAAUGGAUGGACGAUUUCACGGUACAGAUUCUUCAUUUACGUCUGGGCUGCAGCGUUUGUGUGGUAUUUCUUUCCAGGACUGCUGAUGCCAGCACUGAGUUACUUCAACGUCGUUACCUGGUUCGCACCCAAGAAUGUGGUCGUCUCAAACCUUUUUGGGGUGGCUUCGGGACUGGGGCUCUUCCCGAUGACCUUCGAUUGGGCUCAAAUUGCCUACAUCGGAUCGCCGUUGCUGACCCCUUGGUGGGCUGCUGCGAAUGUUGUGGGCGGACUCGUUCUAGUCAUGUGGAUUAUCGCUCCCAUACUCUACUACCGCAAUGUCCUGUUCUCGGGAUAUUUGCCGAUACUCUCCUCGGCCGUAUUCGACAACACGGGCAAGCCCUACGAUGUGGGCAAAAUCCUCACUCCCAACUUCCUCUUUGACAAAGAAGCCUAUGACAACUACUCCAAAGUAUACCUUCCCAUCACAUAUGUGCUCUCCUAUGGAGUUCAGUUCGCUGCUCUGUCGGCCUUACUUACUCAUACAACCUGCUGGCAUGGUCGAGAUAUAUUGCGACAAUCCCAACAGGCCUUUCACGACAGACAGGAAAAGAGCAGUGCCGGGUACCAGCCAAUUCCAGACGCGGCCGAGAACGGCAACUACGAAACCCCUCUGCGCAGGGUUGACAGUCAAUCUAUCAAGGCUGGAGGUGAAGAUGUCCACAACCGUCUCAUGAAACGUUAUCAAGAUGUUCCCAUGACAUGGUAUGCUCUGACAUUUGUCAGCAUGUUGGGCGUCGGCAUCUUCGUAGUCGAGUACUAUCCGGUCCAUCUCCCCUGGUAUGGCCUUCUUAUGGCUCUUGGCAUCACCACCGUCCUCUUUAUCCCCGUCGGUAUUGUCAUGGCCAUUACCAACCAGCACAGUAGCCUCUACUUGAUUUGCCAGUUGAUCUGUGGCGUGGUCUUUCCUGGCCGCCCGGUCGCCAACAUGGUUUUCGUGACCUAUUGCUACAUCUCUUCUGCACAAGGUAUCAAGUUCUCCUCGGAUCUGAAACUGGGCCACUAUAUGAAGAUUCCACCAAAACUGCUUUUUAAAGUCCAGAUGGUGGCCACUUUGGUUUCGAGCUUGGUACAAAUUACGGUGCUCAACUGGAUGUUCAUCAACAUCCCUAGCAUCUGCACGCCGCAAGCAAUCAACGGGUUCAACUGCCCCAUCGCCCGUGUCCACUUCAACGGCAGCAUACUUUGGGGCGUUGUCGGACCACAGCGCUUCUUCGGCCCUGGUGCACUCUACCGACACCUUGUCUGGGCUUUCCUCAUCGGCUUCAUCGCACCAAUACUCGUUUGGCUCGUAGGAAGGAAGAGCGCGAAGAAAUCCGUCUGGCGCAGGAUCAAUCUCCCUGUCCUUUUCGGCUCCCUUUCCUGGAUCCCGCCCGCAACCGGGUUGAAUUUUUCGGUGUGGGCCGUGGUAUGUUUUCUGUUCAACGGACUCGUGAGGAGGAGGGCUCCGAGUUGGUGGGGGAAGUACACCAUGACCAUGUCCGCCGCACUCGACUCCGGGUUGGCUUUCUCGUUGCUGAUUGUCUUUUUUGGCUUCGUGUAUCCCGGUUGGAUGGAAGGGUUCAAGUGGUGGGGAACAGAGGUCUACAAGAUGGGCUGCGACUGGCAAGCGUGCCCGUGGUUGAAGCUGAAGCCUGGAGAGAAGUUCGGGCCUUGA
This is a messenger RNA of Fonsecaea multimorphosa CBS 102226, 2742 nucleotides long. RefSeq lists its product as uncharacterized. Gene Ontology annotation, molecular function: oligopeptide transmembrane transporter activity. Lineage: Eukaryota; Fungi; Ascomycota; Eurotiomycetes; Chaetothyriales; Herpotrichiellaceae. The record is from RefSeq and is a predicted model, not a curated record. Gene Ontology annotation, biological process: transmembrane transport. The transcript has a single exon. The coding region runs from base 1 to 2742 and encodes 913 amino acids.